This is a messenger RNA of Hevea brasiliensis (rubber tree), 758 nucleotides long. RefSeq names its product cyclin-B1-2. NCBI's taxonomy places the organism in Eukaryota, Viridiplantae, Streptophyta, Magnoliopsida, Malpighiales, Euphorbiaceae. The coding region runs from base 136 to 561 and encodes 141 amino acids. The transcript is spliced from 4 exons. Gene Ontology annotation, biological process: proteasome assembly. Gene Ontology annotation, cellular component: cytoplasm; nucleus. The record is from RefSeq and is a predicted model, not a curated record.
GCACGUACGACGACGUUUCUUUGAGGACAGUUUAGAGCCCGGCACUCUUUUUCCUUGGCCGCAAAGUCAGUCGGACAAUAAACCGGGUGAAGGAAAAGAAGACAGACGGAGAGGAGUUCAGAGAAGAGUGAAAGAAUGGAAACGCCAAAGACAAUUGCACAUGAAAUCGGAGGGAUCCAAAACGACGCUCUUCGAUUCGGCCUCCACGGCGUCAAAAGCGAUCUCGUCGGAGCUCACCCUCUCGAAUCCGCCUGCCAAACUGCGAAGAAGACUCAAGAGGAGAUGAGAAGAAAAAUCCUUGCAAACACAUAUGGCUCUGCCUUUCCACUCAAGAUGGAUCUUGAUAGGCAAAUUCUUUCGCGAUUUCAGAGGCCACCAGGACCAAUUCCAUCUUCAAUGCUAGGCCUUAAGGCUCAUACAGGAAGACUGGAUGAUUUUGGUUUUGAGGACUAUCUGAAUGAUCCUCGUGAAUCUGAAACUUUCAGGACGCCAGACAUGCAUCAUGGGAUGGAAGUACGUCUUGGACUUUCCAAGGGACCCGUCUGCCCAAGUUUCAUAUAAAGCAGUGCCCAAACGAGUGAAACAGUUAUUCACUUGUCAAUUGGUUGUAGUACUUCAAGCCAAGUAUGUUUUUCAGUGUCAGACAAUUUCAUUGACGACCUGUUGCCCAAAUCUGUUUUAUUGUAUUUAGUUGUAAUGACAUUUUAUUAUCACUAUUGCAUUUAAAUUAAUAUGGUCGCUGCCUCUUUGGAGUUGAA